Rubroshorea leprosula is the source of this 605-nucleotide messenger RNA. The record is from the annotation of a GenBank genome assembly. NCBI's taxonomy places the organism in Eukaryota, Viridiplantae, Streptophyta, Magnoliopsida, Malvales, Dipterocarpaceae.
AUCCAUUUGAGUGGCCCCAAUAAUAUGUUCUUGAUGUAGUCAACAUGACCAAGGAAAUCCACAUGGGCAUAAUGGAAACUAUCAAUCUUGUACUCCAUAGUGGCAAUAUUAAUUGUGGUACCAUAGGCACAUUCCUUAGUAGCGAUGUUAAACCUGUCAUACUUUUUAAAGGUGCUAUUGCCCACGAAGGUAAGGGUCAUGGUCAGAGUGGUUAUGAAAAUGGUUUUGCCAUGAUCAACAUGGCUGAUCACCUCAAUGUCGACAUAGAGUUGCUUCUGCUCAAAUUUGCUACGAGUAGUACAAACAGUGAAAGUGCCUCGGUGAAGGUAAAUGGUAAUGAUGAUAAUGGAAUUGGUUGUAAAGAAAGGAUGAAGAAAGGUGGAAGAGAGGUGAGAAGGUGUUAGUUUUGUGAGUCUUGUGUAGAAAUUAGGCUGUGGUUGAGGUUGCUAGAGUGGAAAGAGGGUAUCUAAGUUUUGAGUAGGUUAUAGUUGUGGAUGAUGAGAUUGGCAUGAUGUAUUUUCACCAAAAUUAGGGUUUUGGGUGGUGGAAGUAGAUGAGAAUUAUCAUUUGGGAUUGGGAGUACAAAAGAAAAGAAGGGCUAAUUU